Etheostoma spectabile (orangethroat darter) is the source of this 2938-nucleotide messenger RNA. RefSeq lists its product as uncharacterized. The coding region runs from base 471 to 1160 and encodes 229 amino acids. Lineage: Eukaryota; Metazoa; Chordata; Actinopteri; Perciformes; Percidae. The record is from RefSeq and is a predicted model, not a curated record. The transcript has a single exon.
CACCGCCCGCCCCCUCUCCUGUAUUUUUAGCUGAGCAAGCCACUUCAUUUGCCGAAAAAGACAGACAGUUCUGUGCCGAAUGAUCUCACUUAAUCGCUUUAAUAAAUCAAAUCUUAUAGGCUACUGCGUAUUUGCCGUGGGCCUACAGCCAGCUGUUCCCUGGAAAUGUCUCAUAGGAUUGACAUUUGUCCCGCCGCUGUCGGAUGCUGAGUCGCGCAGUCAGCCUGUGGAUGCUUGAUGUCCAUUAUGAAACGCAAUGCUGCACUGGGUACCGAGUGUUAGGCGCAGCGCAUUUCAAAUGAAUUACGAGAAAUCAAUUUAGCUGCUAUAGUCCUGUGGUGCGGGCGGGCCAAGGUGGUCCAUCAUCUCCUCAUCAGUCCUCUGCUUCUUGUCUUCUUUUGGAUUGUGGAUAACUAGAAGCCUUCAAGACGGAGGGGGUGGUGGAGCAUCGAGGAAAAAAUAGGGGCAAUAUGAAAGAGCGGGACUUCAUGCCCAAUAUGGAGAGGGGCAAACCUGCUACUUAUACGGGGGACAAAAAGGCUAAGAUGGCUGCUAAGACUAACAAGAAGUGGGUGAGACUAGCCACUGUUUUUGCAUAUAUAUUGUCCGUGUCCUUAGCAGCCAUUAUCCUGGCAAUUUACUACAGCCUGAUCUGGAAACCAACCAGUGCAUCCUCAUCUGCGGGGAAGACGGGAGUGCCCGGGGAGGUGACCCCCACCGCAAACAUCUCAACAAAUAUUUCAACAAGCAACAAUGUCUCAGAGUGGAACUCUACACAGACUGGGCUUCUACCUCUCAACCAGACCAGGCAGGGCACAGCCCCGUACAGUCAGGCGUUUCAGUGGGAUGACAGGGUCGAGAGGGUGGCCGUCUCUCCACACGGUGCUGAAGCCAAAAAUGCGCACUUGCAGCAGGAAAAAGGACUCUACGCAUCUUCCCACGGUCACGCAAGCGCGGCAAGCUCGGGCAAUGUGGGGAAACAGACACGCGCGUCUCAACCUGGAGUGAGCCACUACAUGCCGUCAAGCACCAGGGAGUCUGAGGACAAGAAGGAGAGGGAGACGCAGAGACUGAGCGACGGGGCGAAUGACCACGGCGACCCAGACCAGGCGGCUGCAGAUGCUGCCACUGUUCCUCCGCGAAGAGACAAGCUAGCCUGAGAGGAGACUGAUCUGGCCGCAUCCAGGCCACCACACCCCCCCCUAACACAUAAACUGACCCUAGAAGGAGUGUUUUACAGAAUCAGUGCCGCAGGUCGGAUAACACACAUGUUUUGACCGUAACAUUUUGCAGAGCCUUUUAAUGGAUGCUUAACUGCAUAUGUUAGGCUGACACUCUGAACCCUCAUGACAAAGAAAAGAGGAGACCUCGCUUCUUCAGUGAACACUGUUUCCCCUUCAACACUAACUAUGCGUUUUAUUUUGUUUUAGGCCAUUUGUAUGCCUUAAAUCAAUGUGUGUCUACUUGACCUCGGAUAGCUUCUGAGGCCACUAACCUGCCUGUGCGCGUGGACAACGCUGGUAUAGCUAUUUUGUUAAAAGAAUAGGGCACGGGGUCCGGAGAUGCGUUUUUAUUUCUCACAGGCAUACAGCGCUUAUAACAUCACUGCCAUUCCUCAGCCGGUCUAAAUCAAUACUGCAUUUUAGCAUUUUAGCUUAGGCUGUAUUUUCUUUUCAUGGAUCAAACCUGGAUUCCAAAUAGAAGAACCUGCAUUAAUGAGUUAUGCUCAGGUAUGUGCAUAUAACCAUGUAAAUGUAUUGUGUUUUUAGUUACAUUUAGGGCAGGCAUAGGCUACAUCUUUUGGGCCUUGAUAAACUUCUGGUGUAAUAAGAUGAAUUUUUAUUAAAGGUAGUAGUAUAAAAGGUAUAAAUAACAUCAUCACAACGUACAAAUGAACAUCCUUAGAAAAUGAUUAAUUUUUAUGGUUUUUAUAAUAGAUCUAUGUAAACCAUGAAAUGAUAGCUGCCAUUAUCCUGUAUGUUAAAGAUAUUUUAUUUAUUCAGAGCCAGAAUGGAUAAUAUAUAUUCAAAUAAAUGUUGGGUUUUUCCUAACAACUCACGUUUUAUUUCAAAAAUAAAAUACAGAUGGAUUUAAAGGUACUGUAGUUCACUUCAGGCUAUUAGUUAAGUAAGGUACAAUGUGCAAAACCCAAAUUCUUUGAUUGAUAUGACGAGGUAGGUUUGACAGAAAUAAUAACUGUGCGAGUACAAAGAGCACUCUGUUUAUGGACAUCCUUGUAAGCUGGACAUUUAAUCAAAUCAUGCCGGUGGCACUUUAAUAACCUGAGUGAACUGACCAGAGCGUGAUCAGAGGGACUGUCAGCUUCUCGUGCAAAGAGAAGCAUUCAUCUCCCAGUCCGCCACAGUUCAGUCGCUGCAUCUCUCACAGAAACCACUUCACACAGUCACAUGUGGGGAACUAUGAAGUAGAAAUAAGACCAACCGACUUUGUGCACCCUCUCAGCAGCAUGUGAGGGAGGUGUAUCGAUUUGAGAGCUCUGUUGUUGUGCUGUUCAAAACAGAGAAGAACACAUUACACAAUACCGCUUGGUGCUAUUUUUGAUCCAACUCUCUCUCAAAAGGAGGACUGUUUGGUGUAUAUUCUAGCAGUGAAAUAUCACGUUGAAAAUAAAACCACUUGGUAUCUGCUGAGCAGCCUGUCUCAGAAAUGUUGCACUGUGAUGUAAACAGAUGAUGACAAGCACAGUUGUAAUAAUAUGACAGAUUUUCAGAACCAUUGCCAACCUAUGUGUCUGGUGAGCUAAACAGGGAUCUCCAUUCAUCAGGGAAGACAGCACAAGACACAAACAGACCAUCAUCACAGCAUUAACCAUACAGAGUCCAUAACAGUUACGGGCCUGUCAAAGCUGCAGUGGUCUGUGUAAAUACUAUGGCUUCUUGUGAUAUAUUAGAGGAGUAAAGUCCAACCUUCUGAUGUA